Messenger RNA from Drosophila hydei, 951 nucleotides. Its product is annotated as mRNA turnover protein 4 homolog. Gene Ontology annotation, cellular component: preribosome, large subunit precursor; nucleolus. Lineage: Eukaryota; Metazoa; Arthropoda; Insecta; Diptera; Drosophilidae. Gene Ontology annotation, biological process: ribosomal large subunit biogenesis; ribosomal large subunit assembly; rRNA processing. The record is from RefSeq and is a predicted model, not a curated record. The coding region runs from base 184 to 936 and encodes 250 amino acids. The transcript is spliced from 3 exons. Gene Ontology annotation, molecular function: RNA binding.
AAUGUGCAAUUGGUGUGGCUGCAUGGCAUACAUUAAACGCGUUGGCAGUCCAUUAAUAAUCGAUAUGAUGAAAAUCGGUAUAGUGUGCAUCGAUACAGCAAUCAUCGUAGCGGUCGCACGUGUUUACUUCGGUGUUUAAACUUGAGAAAGAAUCAAGCUCGGAAUAUACCUACAUAAGUCAAAAUGCCGCGCUCUAAACGUGAUAAGAAAGUUUCCUUAACUAAGACUGAUCGCAAGGGUCUCGCAUGGAAGCAACGCAUCAUCGACGACAUUCGAUUUUGUGUGGAGAAGUAUCCAAAUAUAUUUGUGUUCCAGGUGCAGAAUAUGCGUAAUAAUCUGCUUAAGGAUCUCCGACAAGAAUGGAAACGCAACUCUCGUUUUAUUUUUGGCAAAAAUCGUAUAAUGCAAAUCGGCUUGGGCCGCACAGAGGCUGAAGAAGUGGAAACUGGAAUACAUAAGCUAUCGAAACGUCUUAAUGGUCAGGUGGGUCUGCUAUUCACAGAGAAGACCAAGGAAGAAGUACUAAAAUGGGCAGAAAACUAUUGGGCCGUGGAAUAUGCGCGUAGCGGGUUUACAGCAACAGAAACGGUUACCUUGCCAGCCGGACCCCUAGAGGAGUUUGCACACUCAAUGGAACCGCAUUUGCGUUCACUGGGUCUGCCAACCAAACUGGAGAAGGGCAUUGUAACCAUAUACAGCGAUUAUACAGUUUGUGAAGAGGGCAAAGUGCUGACACCAGAGCAAGCGAGAAUUCUUAAAUUGUUGGGCAAGCCAAUGGCCAAAUUUCGCUUGACCAUGAAGUGCUCGUGGACCAAGGCUGAUGGAUUCCAACUGCAUGUUGAAGAUGAUGUGGAGGAGGACGAGAAUAAGGCAACAGAUAGCCCAAUGGAAGAGGAGGAAGGUGACGAUGCAGAUGAAGAUAUUGAUGAAGAGUAAUUAGCUAAGAUUUCA